This is a messenger RNA of Punctularia strigosozonata HHB-11173 SS5, 2935 nucleotides long. RefSeq lists its product as uncharacterized. Gene Ontology annotation, cellular component: Golgi apparatus. The transcript is spliced from 5 exons. Gene Ontology annotation, molecular function: small GTPase binding. Gene Ontology annotation, biological process: Golgi organization; endoplasmic reticulum to Golgi vesicle-mediated transport. The record is from RefSeq and is a predicted model, not a curated record. Lineage: Eukaryota; Fungi; Basidiomycota; Agaricomycetes; Corticiales; Punctulariaceae. The annotation marks the transcript as partial.
CGAUGAACGGCGUACGACGACUAUUCACGGGGGCGUCGUCCGCGACAACCCCGGAUCCACCACCGAAACCUGAGUCGCCUCCGAAGGCGACCAUACCCUUGGUCAUCAAUGCUAAGCCGUCGUGGCCUCCAUCGUCCCCAUCGAUCAGUCCGCGUAGUCCGACCAAGUCUCUGCCUGGAUCCCCUCUGGAGAGCCCGAAGACCACAACAGCCGGUCUGUUUCUUCGCAAAGACAAACAGAGACCCCCAGCGAUGCCAUCAGAAUCAGACGCCGGCGAUACGUCGUUUCAGUCGCGGCCGAUGUCAAAUGCAGCCUCGAGCUUCAUGUCCCCCGUGCGCAACCAAGCACCGUCCCUACCGCCGUCGCCCGAAACUACGCAACGCUCAAGACCCCGUACCAUCAGCCGUCCGUCUAUCAUAUCCCGAAAGCUCCCCAACUACUCGAGCCCUCUUCGCCCAUCUUCUCCUGGGAAUAGCCGCGAUGAACUCCUCAUAAGUUUACUCGCCAGUGAAGCUGUGGUGGAAAGCCGGGACUGCGAGAUCCUGCCAGCAGAGGAAGUGGAGGAACUCAAGAAAGAGCAACAAAUACUCUCUGCUCGUUUAGGGGCAAUGAACAAGAAACUAAUGCUGGAAACGAAGAUUCGCGAUGCCGCCGCAUCUCUGUCUAGAGUCAACGCUUCAUACAAGAAGAUGUCGAAGCAAACCGAGGAGCAGCUGGAAGCGUCAGAGAAGAAAGUAGAAUCCGCCCAGAAAGAAGUUUGGCGAGUUUUGGAACGCCUCAGCGAGGUGAAUCGGCGUCUGUACGAACAUCGCGCAGGAGUUCUCAGCUUUUCCGUGCGGAGCAUGGAAAAUAAACUGGCUCCGCAGAGUAAUGGCGCUAGCGACACCACGACAGACGGCAGAGACAGUCGAAGUUCCCUCAUCAGUCCAACGCUUUCCUCCGUAACUAGUGUUUCCACCGCGUCCAAGAAUCGGUUUGACGGUGCUCAUCUUUUUGCGGGGCACGCAGAUGCUGUGGUUCCACAACCGCCUCGGGCAGCACCUUCUCUCGCAGACGUGGUGGAACUCGAAGAGAAGCUCAAGGCUGCGACGCAGCAGUUAGGCGAGGCUAGUAGGAAGCAGGCUGAGAUGGGACGUGAACUAUCGCUCCUCCGGCUCGAGAAGGAACAGGUGGAGACGUCCCUGGGCAUGGAGCUGCAAGGCGCGGAGGAAACGAUCGAUCGCUUGGAGAAGGAACUCAAAACGGCACGAAAGCUGGAUUCUCAAGUGCAGGUUCUUCUUCAACAGCAACAGGACUGGCAACAGGGCCGAACGGAGCUCGAGAGGAAAACACGGGAAGUUGACGUGCUAGAGCGCCGCCUAGAGCUGCUGGAAGAGCAGAGUGGAGAGGCGUCAGAACUUGGCUCGUCGCUUGCCCGUGCUCGGGAGGAGAACGAUAGCCUAAGGCGACAAUGGGACGAGGAACGGAUUACGUUGCACAAGGAAUUGGACAAAGCUGUUGCCCAGUCUGAUUCUUUGAACGAAGAGUUGAGCCAGCUGAAGCUGGAGAUGCAACAGGUGCAGAUCAGGAGUCAGGGAGAUGGCGAAUCUCUUCAAAUGGUCAAUGCCCAGCUCGACGAGUGUUCGGACAUGCUACGUGCGCUAGUCAAGGAGCACAAUAUUAUCUUAUCCUCUGGCGACUUCUCGUCGAAGGGGAUCAUAUUAUCCAUUGGGGCUCAUCUUGAAGCAGUUUCUGCGAAACUUGAUGCUCAUUCUCGGGAUCAAGCCGAGUGGGAUGCAGCCCGUCGGAAGCUCCAGGAAGACCUACAGAAGGGCUUGGACAAACGGGAAGACCUGGCGAGAGAUGUAGAGCAAGCAAGGCAGGAACGCGAGGAAGCUCGUAGGGAGAUACGCGACCUCGAAGCGCGCUUGAAGGAGCAAUCGGACAGUCUCGGGGAGUUGCCGUCACGGCCGAGCCUUGCACUAUCCACAUCCACGAUAUCUAUGCCGUCCACGAGCUCUGACGGAGAUGCAAGCAAGAUGGUCUCGAUCCUUCUCCCUAUUUGGAACGUUCUACCUUCGCCGGAAGCUCGAGCGGUGAAGAUGACCCCUCGUUCCCAAGUGGGCUCACCCAUCGCACCCGGCAGCCCGAGUGUUAGUAGCCCAAAAACUAAAAGACCGUCUUUGUCCGAUCUGGACGUUCGUACGCUGAAAUCGCUUUAUGAUUCCCCCGGUGGCGCGCCCCGUACACCCGUUGGGGGUCCCUUCUCCAUCGAAUCCUUCGCGAGCAGGGUACAAGCCCUGAUCGCGGAUGACAGAGCCCUCAUCGAACGCCUCGUGCGAUUUGCACAGGCGCAUGAUCUUCUCAAGAAAAAUGCGGAGAGGGCGCAGAAGCUCGCGUUGGAAAGCAACGCCGCCCUGGAAACGUAUCAGAAGCAAGUGAAGACACUUGAAGAACGGAACAUGUCGGCGAUAUCGAAACUUGCUGCUCUGGAGGACGAGGUUCAGCGUCUUCAAGACGCUGUGGAUCGCAUCGAAACGGAGAAACGAGAUGUUGAGGCUCUUGCGGCCGAGCAGGCACAGCAGAUUCUCCAACUCACCGAAGCGAACACAACACUCAGUGCCAGGACUCUCAGCCUGGCUGAGGAGGUUACCCUGGCAGGGGAUGGUGCGCGAAAGCAGAUGGAAGCACAAUUGGCGGAGUGCAAGAAGGCGCUGAAGAAUGCGGAAGACGAGAUAGAGGCGUUGCGAACUUCUGAUCAAUCUCAGCGCAUUCAGCUUCUCGACGAGAUGACGACGUUGCAGACUGAGAAUGAAAAUUUGCGGGCUCAGUUGCGAAGUCGUAAGUAAAUUAUCGAAAUAUCGGUGAUACCACAUUCCUUUUUCUUCUCCAGGUGGUCCUGUGGAAUACAUUUUUAAUGUAGCUCUAGUCCUAUGCUAUGUGUAGAUACCGCAUC